Messenger RNA from Drosophila busckii, 3419 nucleotides. Its product is annotated as GPI inositol-deacylase. The transcript is spliced from 10 exons. Gene Ontology annotation, cellular component: endoplasmic reticulum. Lineage: Eukaryota; Metazoa; Arthropoda; Insecta; Diptera; Drosophilidae. The coding region runs from base 30 to 3029 and encodes 999 amino acids. Gene Ontology annotation, molecular function: phosphatidylinositol deacylase activity. The record is from RefSeq and is a predicted model, not a curated record. Gene Ontology annotation, biological process: GPI anchor metabolic process; endoplasmic reticulum to Golgi vesicle-mediated transport.
AGCUGUAUGUAGUGCAAUAUUUAACGCAAAUGAUACUUUUCAGAAACUGUGCAGUGCUUCUAAUAAUUGGCUCAAUAUGCAGCUUCUUCUAUGGCGUUGGCCAUCUCCAAAUCGAGGUGGAGCCAAACGCCUGUCGCAUGACUUACAUGUUUGGAGAACCAAUGUUUGCGCGCGUUAGAUUUACUGCAAACAAGCAGUAUGCAAAUUACGGGCUUUACUAUUACUAUGAAGGCUUUCGUAAGCCGCUGGAUCCGCGCAAGGAGCGCAUGACAGGCGCACCAGUCAUCUUUGUGCCGGGCAAUGCCGGUUCGUACAAGCAAGUGCGCUCACUAGCCUCGGUGGCGCUACGCAAGGCGCGCGAACAUACUGAUGGCAUACAUCUGGACUACUACACGGUGGACUUUGAUGAGGAGUUGUCUGCAUUUUAUGGCGGCUACAUGUACCAACAGCAGUCAUUCCUCAAGCACUGCAUACGCACAAUUCUUUCCAUAUACAAAGGCAAAGCGAGCUCUAUAGUGCUAAUUGGCCAUUCAAUGGGUGGCAAGCUAGCACAAUCCAUGCUUACCGACCCAGAAAUGAGUCAAUAUAUAAAUACUAUUAUAAGCAUAUCAACGCCAAUCGAUCAGCCAGUGCUGAAUUUGGAUGUCAUACUCAAUCAGUUCUAUGUGGAAACGCAAGACAAGCUCAGAAGCACACGCACAGCAACACAGCCUACAGUCAAGACUAACUUGUGCCAAAGUCAGCAUCAAAAGUCACCAAGCGAACAGAGCAUGGACAGCCAAGACCUAAGCGCAGUACUGGACAAUGUGCUGCUCAUCUCAACAGGCGGCGGCAAUCGUGAUCUGCUGGUGAGCGCUGGUCUAACGACUUCAAUAUUCAACGAUAUACAUGCAAUGACGUCUUCCAUACCACGUGUAAAUCUGAGCUGUGAUCACUUAUCAGCCGUUUGGUGUCUGCAGUUCAUGCAGGUUAUCAAUCGCUUCCUGUUUAGCAUAGCGUUGCUGCGCGAGGAUCGAACUGUGGUCUUUAGCAGCAACAAACAACGUAAUCUGCAGUCGGCCUUGGCACACUUCGUGAAGCCGCGCAGGCGUCCGCAGGGCAUCUUAAGCAUACCUAGUCACUCCAAUUGGCAUGAAGAGCGUCAUUUGGUCAUUAAUAAAUUCUUUGCCAAAGGCCUAAAGGCACAUCACUAUGAAUUGAUUGGACUGGAGCGUGAGGAGCGCUUCAAGAAGGUCGCCAUUGAGGCAUUGAAUGUGGAGAGCGAUGAUAAUUGGUUGUUUGGCUGUGCGGCAAAGCAGCACAAUGAGAGCGGACACUACUAUUGCCAUAAAGCAACGCCGUUAAUGCAUCUUGUCCAGCGCGUACCCAAUGCAGAGCACACGCCACGCAGCAUUGCUUUGCUUGAUCUGCAUAAUUUGCGCAAAACCUAUGAGCACUGGACACAUGUGCUGGUACGGCUGCCACCCAGCGGUCAGCGCUCUGGCUACAAUCUCGAUAUCUACGAUCAAACAGAACGCACUCUGGACAUACGCAUGCCGCGUUGGUAUAGCUUUAGGCCACGUCAAGCUGUCAACGAAACACUGCAGGGCACGCUGCACUAUAGACUGCGCAUUUCCGAGCUAGUGGAGCCAUACCAGGCACUGCAGGUGUUUGUGGAGCCGCUGAAAUGUCUCCACGAAAAUUAUCGCGUUACCGCCAGAGUGUGUGUGCCCUGGGCCGCGGGUUUUGAGCGGUUCCAGACGCUAACUGCGCCGGAUCCAGCUCCAGGCUUGUAUGUUAACGUGCCCACAUUGAUGCCAAGGCAAUAUAAUACCACCGAGAAUCCUGUGCUGUUGGACUUGUACUUAGAUCCUGUUUGUCGCUAUCGCAUAAGCUAUGCCUACUCUCAUACUGUUGCUUUGUCACGUUUGGUGCAUGAAUUUACCAGCUGGCUGCCGGCUCAUUUGGUUUGCGUGCUCUUGAUUGUGCUCAAGCAUCAAAUCAAUAAAUUCCAGCCCAUGGGCAGCUUCAAGAGCCUCAAACCCUAUAUAGGCUAUCUGCAGUACACAUCGCUUUAUGUGGUUACAGGCUGUCGCCUGCUUAAGAAGCUGCUACUCAACAUGCCCUUGGUGCCCGAUCCAGAGCCUUUGGACUACAGCAUUAAUAUCUCAAUAAUUAUACAAUCCACCGCCAUUGGCCUAUCCAUACUGGCUUCGUUCAGCAUUUGGCUGUCGCUGUCAUUUUAUGGCAAUGCUAUCUAUCGUCUGGCACAGCGUCUAACGCGUCUUUCUGCCUCUGGCAGCAACAUUAUGGUCUCCAUUAUGACACACCUGCCCAUUACUUACGGCAUUCUGACUAUUGGCGUGGCGCUUUGCACCUGCAGCGGCGUUGGACUGCUCUUGGCGUUUAUAUUUUACUUUCUUAUGCUAUCGAAUGCAUAUAAGGACGAUCUGGAAGACUACUUCUGGCAGAAAGCAGCAGACUUGUUGAAACGUGCCACAGGCAGCGAUAAGCCAAAAGAGACAUACGAGCCUGCAACUUCAACAACCGAGACUGAUAGCUGCGAUGAUGAUGAUGAGGAUGAGGACGAACAGCAGCGAGAGCAUACACAUUCACACCGACUGAAGCGUGAUGCUGAUGAUGAUAAGACACCAAAACCAGCAGAACCCGAGCCCUGCUUGGGUCUACAUAACUUUCCCUUUCACAUAACAUUGCUGCUGCUGUUGCUCAUGCAAUUGCUGCUCAAUGUGCCCGCCAGUCUGGCCUGGCUGCGCAGUCGCCGACAUGGCACUAACUUGGCCGAUCCUGCCAUACAUUCGAGCAUUGUGGUCUUGGCAUCGCUCAGCCUGCUGCUGCAGCUGCGAGCGCCACAAAAAUUCUUUGGCUAUACGUUCAUGUCGAUUGUUUUGUAUCUGGGAGCGGGUAUUGUGCUGCUUUAUUGCCAGGCGGCCAUCUUUCGUCUCAACUUUGUCAUUGCAAGCGUCUUUGCGCUGCUGGCCAUGCAUCAAUAUGUCUGCAGCGUUUGGAGGCGAUUUAUUCAAUCGGACUAAAUCAUAACCAGUUGUAGGUUUGCAUUGCUUUUUAAGUACUUUGUAUCGUUUGAUUUAUUAUUUAUUAGCUUUAAUUUGUUGCUUGUAUUUAGCUUAAUUCAUAAGCCAUAUCUGUAGCUGUUUUUUAUUUCUACUAUAAUUGUAUGUAUGUUUGAUUUAACCAACUACAAAUGUCUUGACAUGUUUUUCUGCACAUUAUGCGGGAAUCCAUAAAUCCUCUACACCGUCCAAAUGGGCGUAGUCAGCUGACAAAGUGUAUUCGGCCCCAAUAUGCCAGCAAAAUACCAAUAAUCCAUUCACAGCAAAUGUGUGAAAACUACCAAAUGAGCAAUUGUAUUAAAUUAAUUGCUAAUUACACUGGACUGCAUAAAGCAAUAACAUAUAUUUAUA